Messenger RNA from Drosophila innubila, 981 nucleotides. RefSeq lists its product as uncharacterized. The transcript is spliced from 2 exons. The record is from RefSeq and is a predicted model, not a curated record. The coding region runs from base 40 to 783 and encodes 247 amino acids. Lineage: Eukaryota; Metazoa; Arthropoda; Insecta; Diptera; Drosophilidae.
UUGUCAACAUUACGUAGUGGUAUUAUCAUUGGAAUUAUAAUGGCGCGAUUGACUCUGGUGGUUUUCUCACUGGUUUUACUCUUUGGCAGCUCUGUUGCUCUCCUUAGUGAGGCCGUGAUUUCCUCAAUAAUUCUUAUGAAUUAUCUUCUAGGCUCCAGCUACAUUGAUUCAGCAAUUGCCGCUGGUAUAGGUGAGGUUGAAGGUUUGUUGGCUCAGAGGGGCUCCAUUUCCAAUGAAUUGACAAAUUAUUUGCAAUCGAUUAAUGGACCGGGAGUGUCAGAUACUCCCAAGACGGAUUUAUAUGAAGAGUUGCAAGGCGUAAAUGCAGAAGAAUUUGGUGAGCCUCAGGAUCUUCGAAGAAGACGACAAGCGUCAGAAUCUGAAAACAAAAACGGCGAUGAAGUUCUACUGAAUCCACAAGCAGACGAAAUCAAUCUACCACAUGAGAAAAACUUCGAGGAAUUGCAAGACGAAAUAUUUGACAGUAUUGGAACUAUAGCCCAUGAUGUGGCCAGUGAGUUAGGCAUGCACUUGGGCCUUCGACCACAUACACUUGAAGCUGUCUUGACCCACGAAGAAGAUGCACCAAGUUUUCCAGAGGUCAUGGAGACGGUUGCCAGACGCUUUCACGCUCCAAAGAUCUUGCUAGCUGGAUUGCAUGCCCUUAUAGAAAGAAGGGAUUAUUAUGAAGAUUAUUAUGAUCUUGAAAACCUACUUCAAAAUCGAGGUGAUUUAAAGCCCAAUCUCUUGAUUAAGGCUGUGCCUAAUGAAAACAAAGCAUAACUUCAUCAUUCGAAGACUCAUCCCUCGGCAAUCUAUGUCAAUGAAGUUACAAAGGAUUUCAAUUGGAUAACCCUAAGAGUUAAAUUACCCAAGUGAUCAGAAUAUUUUCUGGAUACCUUGUUUUUGUCUAGAUAUAAUUACACAUUAAUUUGUUAAAUAUUUUUUUGGGAUGCUUUAAAAAUAAACGCUUUAAAAUUA